GCCAAAUAGCCGAGAGCCUACAGGAUGCAGGGAAACCAACAGCGAGUACAAAGCUGGCUGAUUGUCUGGCUUGAUCUACCUUUCACUGAGUCUUUCGACUGAUGUUCGUCGUUCCAAUCAUUCUUCAUUAGCCCCGAGUUCGAUAGAAUUGCGUGACUUGAACCGGACUCUCGGGACGAAGGCUCCAUCAAGUUUCAUGAUGACCGGAUCACCAAAUGCUCAGUCGCCGGUGCCCGCCUCGCCCCCGGCGGCAAUGGCUGCAUCUCCCGCCAAGUCAAAGACCGCGUCACCAAAAAACCGGAGCCCAUUGCGGUCAAAAACUGCUUCACCAGUAGCGCAGAACUCACCCGCGGGCCAAGUUGCAGGCGAAGUUGCAGAUGAUAUUGAGGUUGACGAAGGACUCAGUGUCAGCGAUGGAGCUUCAACGAUUGAUGAUCAGAUAUCAUCCUAUACAGCUUCCUUAGGCUCUAGUGUGAUCGACUAUCCUGUAGAGCAUGGCCGGCGUUAUCACGCUUUCCGAGGAGGAGCUUACUAUGCUCCAAACGACGAGAAUGAGAUGGAUCGUCUUGACUUCCUCUCGACCUUGAUCUUCAAAGCCAUUGGCAAGUUGUACUUAGCUCCAAUUGAGCAGACAAAAACUCAUCGCAUCUUGGACAUUGGCACUGGAACUGGAAUCUGGGCUAUGGAGAUGGGAGACUUGUUCCCCAACGCUGAGAUUAUCGGAAACGACCUGAGCGCAAAUCAACCAACUUGGGUACCAUCAAACGUCAAAUUCGAGGUCGACGAUGUCGAAAGCCCUUGGUUGCAUACAACCAAAUUUGACUACAUUUUCUGCCGGUCUAUGGCCGGUGCUAUCGCUGACUGGCCCAAGUUGGUCAAGAAUAUUUACGACAAUACCAACGCCGGAGGCUGGGUCGAAUUCCAAGACUGGGAUCUCCUAUACCGCUCUGAUGAUGGCUCCAUCACCGAUGAGCACGAAAGUCUGAAGAUGAACAAGACGUUCAUCAGCACCUGCAGACAAAUUGGCCGUGAGCCCUGCCCGGGCCCCUUAUUCAAGGACUGGGUCAUGGAGGCCGGCUUCACCAACAUUACCCAUGAGACGUACAAACUGCCAAUUGGUACUUGGCCCAAGGAUCCCCAUUAUAAGGAUCUCGGUCUCUGUAACCUCAUCCAGAUUUUGGAUGGAUUGGAGGCCUUCAAUUUGAGAUUACUUACUGGAGUACUUGGCUGGACGAAGGAGGAGGUCAUGACUGAGGCCGACCGCCUGGACUUCUUGCAUAUGAUGAUGGUCAAGGCCACCGGAGAGAAGCUUUUUAUGGCCCCGAUUGAGGAAGACAAGAUCCACAGGAUCCUUGACAUCGGUACUGGAACUGGAAUCUGGGCAAUGCUCAUGGGUGAGGAGUUUCCAAACGCCGAAGUGGUGGGAAAUGAUCUCAGCGCUAUUCAGCCAACUUGGGUUCCGCCGAAUGUGAAGUUCGAGAUCGACGAUGUUGAAAGUCCUUGGGUCAACUCUAAGAAGUAUGACUUCAUAUUUUGCAGAGAUAUGGCUGCGUCACUUGCAGACUGGCCGAAGUUGAUGGAGAGGAUAUAUGAGAACGUGAACCCCGGCGGCUGGGUUGAGUUCCAGGACUUCAACCUGCGAUACACUUCAGAUGACGGUAGUUACACCGAACAGCACCAGACUAGCAAGUGGUCGGAGUUGUUCUUUGAUGCGUGCAAACGCAUCAACCGCGAAGCCAACCCGGGACCUAAGUUGGAGGACUGGGUCAGGGAGACUGGCGACUACGUCAAUAUCACCCACCAGAAGUUCAAGAUUCCUGUUGGGGACUGGCCGAAAGACCCCUACUACAAGGAACUGGGCAUGAUCAACCUGAUGCAGAUCUUGGACGGGCUUGAAGCGUUCACUUUGAGACUGUUCACCGGUGUACUUGGAUGGACCAAGGAGGAGGUUAUAGUACUUCUCGCAGACGUCCGUCGCGAGCUGAAGUCUAGAACCUUCCAUCCCUACAUGGAGUACUUCGUUGUCUAUGCGCAGAAACCGGAGGCGGAGGCCUGA
Molecule: messenger RNA, 2056 nt
Organism: Colletotrichum scovillei
Lineage: Eukaryota; Fungi; Ascomycota; Sordariomycetes; Glomerellales; Glomerellaceae
Product: methyltransferase domain-containing protein
Exons: 15
Coding region: 197-2056 (619 amino acids)
Molecular function (GO): methyltransferase activity
Source: RefSeq, a predicted model, not a curated record